AUGCCACUAAAUUCUACACACUGCACCUUUAAAACCCCCUAACUGGAAGUGACAACGGCUUGGCACUCCACCACCUCUAAGGAUCACACCAAACAGGGCCAGCUGAUAAGGUGCUGUAGUGCUGUAAAGUAGCUUCCCACCUCCAAGGAUAGACAGACUCUUAGAGAGCCACCAUGUGACUAUUGUCAUCACAGAAACCACGGGCCUGCUGCCAGCUGCUGAAAGGUCCAGACCUGCCAAAGAUAGCAACAACCCUGCCUGCAUGGGACUGAAUGCGCUGAGGAGAGAAGCCGAAUAAGUAUACACCAACCGCAGAGAGCGGCUUAUGGAAAACUCUAUGAAGAUUCUCAGUUCAGCGUGUCAAAUGACUGGGUAUAGGACUUGAUUUUUAUAUAGUACUUCUAUGCAAGUAUGGAUAAUUAUGUGUUUUGUGCCCCGCAGACGUGCAGUCUGUCAGUAGGAAGUGGAAAAGCAAUUAUUUGCCUUUGCAACAACUUCAAAACCCCAUGAGACGCCUAUGUGCAAGAUCUAAAGGAAGUUUCAUGUUUUAUGUCCUAUGAAGCAGCACUUAAGCUAUACGUAUGUUCUGGCAUGCUUGGCUCAGGUCACCUGUCCUCCUAUUUGCUGCUGCUCCAGCUGCACUCUGAAAAACCCAGCAGCCUUAAACUGAACAUCCAUCUGCUGUAACCACUUGAUAAAUGACUGUUUUAGGGUGAAAAUGACAGCAGUUUUAUGUAAAAUGCUCGUGAGGAUUAGUCUGCACAUAAAUCUUGAUUUAGGAGAUUCCAUGUGCAGUGUCUUGCAGCAGCACAUUGAUAACUCCUUUGUAUGUGAUGCCAAGGGGAGCAGAUACUGCAGACAAUGUGGGUGGAAACUGCAGAUUAAUGCUGUUUGUGCUCAUUAAGUCAGUCAUGGAUCAUGGGGACAUAGUUUGCCUUACAAGGUUUCUUUUAACAUCUGUCACCCAACAAAUCAUGGUGUUUUAUGCUGUGCUGUGUCAUUUUAAACCAAGUUAUUCCACUGUUUAUAUUCAGAAGGAUGUUCACCCUGGCUCAGGUUCUACUGUACUAGCUCUUGUAGGCGAGGUAUAGGAUGUUUUUCCAAUCAAUGGAGGUUUGUAUUUGACCCUCCCACGGCGAGGCUUAUUUUACUCAUCUCGGAGCCUUUAGGCUUCACUGCCAGCUUCGUUAAUUGGCCUCAUUUGAUCCUGGAAACCCCAGUGAGAGAAAGGAUCUCCAUUGGAUCCCCAUUUGAUGGUCGGACGUACAGCUGCGUCAGAGUUUGGAGGGGCGGUACGCCGCGCCGAGGUGAUCCCCGAGUUUAAAAGCGCAGAAGUCCUCUGUGCGCCGGAGCAGUGCGUCACAGCGACCCAGAAGAGCCAGGAUCCCCCGACACAGAGUCAGAUAUCUCAACACAGCGACGAAAAUAGCUUUUUCUGAGGGCAAACUUAUGCAACUCAAGUGAUGAUCUAUUCAACGUUUUGAUAUUUUUGACGCAUCUCAAUUAGAUUCUUUCAUUUUGGAUGCGAGGCUAUUUUUUCUUUUUGAAAAAGAAACAGCUUUUUCUCCACUAAGCCUUUUUUUGACAUUGUUAUUUCUCAUUCUCGCUGUUUGUGUGCGGUUAUACAGCGAGAGAGGAUCCUGAGCAACAGCUGGGGAAUAUAUAAACUCCGCUAUAUGGAUAAGGAAUCGCUCCCAUCUGCAACUGAACUCAGAGUUUGAUCUCAGACGUUGCUCUCUGCGCAAAGAAGAAAAUGAAAUCUGCUGAAGAGGAUGCAUAUGGCUACACGCCAAAUGUCAGUCUCUCCCUGCCGCUGGGCAACCCUUGUCUUCCCUCGCAGUACCACAGCCUCCAGUCCAGCCCCACUAUAUCUGUCUCUGUCUCCGAGCCUCACAGUUAUGACGCCCAGGAUGACAUGAGAGCGGCCGGCUACUAUUCAUCUUCAAGCGUCCGCCCAAACGGAGCCCCAACCUUGGAGAGUCCUCGUAUUGAGAUCACAGCCUACGGUCAGUUUCCUGAGGAUGAGGUGGAGGAGAACAACCUUCCUGUUGCCAAGCGAGUCAAUUCCAUCGUGACGCUGACCCUCCCCAGUGCAGAUGGAUAUCGUGACCCCAGCUGCCUGAGUCCAGCCAGCAGCAUCUCAUCUCGCAGCUGCCACUCCGAAGCGUCCUCCUAUGAAUCAAGCUACUCAUACAACUAUGACAACUCUCCCCAGAACUCCCCCUGGCAGUCUCCCUCAGUCUCCCCCAAGGGCUCCACACUCGCCCUGCCAGGUGAUGGCUGCGGCCCUGGUGGCUCCCCACGCCACUCCCCCUCCACCUCCCCUCGCACAAGCGUGACAGACGACACCUGGAUAGGUCAGCGAGGUUCCAGGCCCAACUCCCCGUGCGGUGCAAAGAGGAAGUACAGCUUCAACGGCAGCGGGGCGCUGCACAAGCACUAUCCGUACUCACCCAACCAUUCUCCCGGGCUGUCCCCACAGGCUUCCCCUCGCCUCAGCGUCACGGAGGAGAGCUGGCUUCCAAACACCAACCAAUACACCAACUCGGCCAUCCUGGCAGCCAUCAACGCCUUGACCACAGAUGGAGUGGCUGACCUCGGGGAGGGAAUCCCUAUGAAGGCCCGGAAAACCAGCAUGGAGCAUAACCCCACAGUCAGCCUGAAGUUAGAGCCUGGAGGCGAAGAGCUGAGCCCUGGGGAGCUCUGUCAAGAUGAGCACCACUCCAACCGCCUGCCCUUAAAGAAGGAGGGCUACUGUGGCGGGUUUCUGGACGUGCCACAGCAUCCAUACUCCUGGUCCAAGCCAAAGCAAUAUGUCAGCCCAUCCUUGCCAGCCCUCGACUGGCAGCUGCCGUCCAGCUCGGGGCCCUACAGCCUGCAGAUCGACGUGCAGCCCAAAUCCCACCACCGGGCCCACUAUGAGACAGAGGGCAGCAGAGGAGCAGUGAAAGCCCUGGCAGGAGGACACCCAGUCGUUCAGCUGCACGGUUACAUGGAGAGCGAGCCUCUGACCCUGCAGCUGUUCAUUGGCACAGCUGACGACAGGCUCCUGAGGCCCCACGCCUUCUACCAGGUUCACCGCAUCACCGGGAAGACGGUGUCCACCCCGAGCCACGAGGCCUUGCACAAUAACACCAAGGUGCUGGAGAUCCCGCUGCUGCCAGAGAACAACAUGCGAGCCAUAAUCGACUGCGCGGGGAUCUUGAAGCUGCGUAAUUCGGACAUAGAGCUGCGGAAGGGGGAGACCGACAUCGGACGUAAAAACACACGUGUGCGGAUGGUUUUCAGAGUUCACAUCAACCAGGCCACCGGGAGAACAGUGUCAUUGCAGGCUGCGUCAAACCCCAUCGAGUGCUCCCAGAGAUCGGCCCAGGAGCUACCGCUGGUGGAUAAGCAGAGCUUGGAGACGUGUCCCGCCCCCGGAGGGGAGAGGAUGCUCCUCGACGGACACAACUUCCAGCACGACUCCAAGGUGGUGUUCGUGGAAAAGGCUCAAGAUGGUCACCACCUCUGGGAGACCGAGGCCAAGGUUGACAAAGACGCCUCAAAGCCUAAUUCGCUCCUGAUUGAAAUCCCUCCCUAUCGAAACCAAAGACUCUCCACUCCCGUCCACGUGAACUUCUACGUCUGCAACGGCAAGAGGAAAAGAAGCCAGUAUCAGCGCUUCACCUACGUUCCUGCCAGUGUGCCAACAAUAAAGACAGAGCCACAUGACGACUACAACGCCCCUCUGGUGUGUGCCCAGCGUGGACCCAGCCUGUCUUUGCACCCAAAGCCAUAUUUCCCCCCACAGGUCAUGACCCCGAUGAUGACCUCUGACCUCAGGCCAUGUGUGGUGGGAGGGGCUUACUCUGUCAGUCAGCAGAGAUUGGCAGCAAAGCCCUCCUCGCUGCCUUCCUCUUCCUCCCCGAGCGCCAGCCCCAAACUGCACGACCUGUCACCACCGCCCUUCUCCAAGUGCCUCUCUGCCGGCCCAGCAGUCCAACACCCAGGCCCGCAGUCCCCGAUCCCGCACGUCUCCAUCAUCCAGGAGACGCCUGGGCGCUACCAGCCGCCCAACCUCUACCCACCCAGCAGCGCCUCCUCCUCCCCGGCCUCGCAGCCCUCCACCCCAGGCACAGGCCCCGAGGCGCCCUUCUCUCCAGCCCACUGCAUGACCCCUCAGCCAGUCAGCGGCAGCACCAGCCCCGGCGCCCAGCAGCACCCUAAGGUGCCAGAGAGGGGGCGCUCCUCCCUGCAGGAGGACGGCAGCCCCCCCUCGCUGGCUGUCAGCAUCAAACAAGAACCACAAGAGCUGGACCAGAUGUACCUUGAUGAUGUCAAUGAGAUCAUCAGGAAUGACCUGUCAAGCAUCUCCGUCCACAGCCACGCAUAGUUUCCCGUCACCACCAAAACUGACACAGGAAACCAAAAAAAAAAAGGGAAACGCCAAACAGAACUGACACUAUGCUGUGCGUGCUUGGACUACAACCUGCAGGAAGCAACAGCAGGAAAUGCAAGGAGAACAAAUGUAAAUGUAUUGUCCAGAUGACCAGGGUCCAUCGUGUGCCUUGUUUUUUUUUUUCAUAUAUAAUGCCUUUACACAGAAUUUAUCCAAGGAUUAAAUCACAUGACUGACUUUUUUAAAGAUGUGUAAAUUGAUUAUGUAGCAACCAAACCUGCCACCCUCAACCCCACAACAAAUAUGCUUUUAGAGGACCAAGCAUUGUUUUAUAUAUAUAUGUAUCUUUUUUUGCUGCAGUUUGUAAAUGAUUCAGUGCCUAUGAGUUAUGUAAUUUGUAUAUACAGUGUCUGUAGUGCUUCAGUUUGCAUAUCUGGCUUUACAGAGAGACACUUUAAAAGAAAAGUGCCUUUUUGACUGGAAGCAGAAAGUUUGACUUCACAAGUUCAACCUCAAAAUGUAAGAUUGAAGAUUUUUUUAAAGCAAGUCUAUGUAGCUUUUGCUGAACUGGGACUACUUUGGCCACAAGUGACAAUUAUGGGAUAAUGUAAAAGCUAAAAGAUAGUGUAAUAGUAGCACAAAUAGAAAAGAGUCUUAAAGUCAGUGCGCUGACUAAGCAAUGUCCGUUACACAGUAAUAUCUAUCUAAAUUAGCCACUAUAAGCUACUGGUCAUACCAGACCAAGUAAGGUUGUAAUAGCAAAACCCAUGUGUGUGUUUAAUUGAUCAAGGAUGCAUUUUAUUUCUAAUGAGGUCAACAGGAAAAAUGUUUUAUUUCUUCUUUCAAAAAUUGCAAAGUCUCACUUUAAAUCAUAUUUGGUUUGCAUUUUUGAUGGACAUUUGUUUGGAGAGAUUAAAUUAAAGGGGAUAUAUUAUGCACAUUUACAGGUCUAUAUUUUUAAUUUUGGGCUGCAUUGAUAUGUAUUUCCAUGAUUUACAGUUUAAAAAACUCCUUAUUUACCUCACACUGACCCUUUACACAGGCCCUCAGUUUAGCCUCUGUCUGAAACAGGCCGUUUUAGCUCCUGUCUCUUUAAGGCCCGCCUCCCGAUGAGCCCACUCUGUUCUGAUUGGCCAGCUCUUAGAAGCUGCCCCUCAGGAGAUUUCCGCUAACUCUGGAAGCUACAUCAACAAAUCAUGCAACAGAGUAUAGUAGUAGGAUUUCUCACUCAUUACUUUUUCUCAUUCUUAUUCAAAAUAUCAACUUCUCAAAUACAUCCGUACAUAUUUGAGCCAAAAUCCGAUCCAAAAUAUGAGAGUGGACAAUGCGAACAACACACGGAAAAAACAACCUUAGCAAUAAAGGCUAUGAAACGGAUGACGAGCCGACAACAGUUUGUCAGCAACGUAGAAAAAUAUGUCGCAAACAAAGCUUUCAGAGCAGGUUGAAGCCCUGGAUUUUGACUUGCAGGGAGCAUUUCUACAUAUGCAAACCUCAAGUUUUGGAACUUUGACCAUGUUUAACAUAGAAAUGCGACAUCAUAUCAACCAAGCAACCAUUUGUGCCAUCUUCGAUCCGAAGGUUGGCUUUCAUGGUCCUCCAACUGUUUUUCUUCUCAGCCUUUCUCUAAAUCAUAACUGACAUCAUCAUAACAGUAUGUAAAUAACAGGAAAUCACAAAAAGCAUAAUAUGUCCCCUUUAAGAUGAAUAAAAAUAGAAUACAUUUUCUGUAUUCACAAUCAACAAUAAGCACUUAACCACUAAACCUGUGGUAUUACUUGUACUUAAUCCAUUAAGGCAACAUGGUUCUGUCACUUUAAGUCACACAGCAAUGGCAAAACUUUUCAGUUGAUGUGUAAUCACAGGAUAUUGAGUCAUUUUGAAUCAUUUUCUUCAUAUAAACAAUACAGACCACAUACUGACUUGACGACAUGAACUUUGUGUAAACUGUUGGCUACAGUAAUACUGGUUGGACUUCUAUCAAAGGAAGAAAUCAUCUCAGUUUUGACAAAGCUUGACUAUUAUUACACCCUGGAAGCUAUGCAACAUGCAGGUAGCAUUAGUCUCUAAAAGAAUGUUAACAUUCACCGUUGUAACAGAGAAGGCCUCUGAUCCAAAGAAUACUCAACAACGGUGAACAGCAAUACAAGUACAAAUUCUUUGUUUGUUUUUGUAUUUUCAUAUUUAUUCUCUUAGCAUGUGCUCUGUUUAUUCAUGUUUAUCAUACAGCUUCUUUUACAUGGUUACCUGCAUACUGUGGUUUAUGUACUAAUUUGUUUUGCGCUCUUACAGCAAGAUUUAAUGGGCUUACACACACACACACACAGUUCUCACACCUUUAUAUGUAUUUAUGAGUCUUAAUCCAUGUAACUGAAGGGCAUGAAAGAAGCCGUACUGAAAUGUUUACUGAGGAGGUUAUUGUUAGUCUACAACUCAUAAUUCUGCUUUGUGUUCUAUUUUGUGUAUUUGUCAAUAAAUAAGCCUUCAUCUCU
This is a messenger RNA of Thunnus maccoyii (southern bluefin tuna), 6873 nucleotides long. It is a transcript of the gene nfatc1, whose product is annotated as nuclear factor of activated T cells 1. The transcript is spliced from 10 exons. Gene Ontology annotation, biological process: regulation of transcription by RNA polymerase II; calcineurin-NFAT signaling cascade; cytokine production. Lineage: Eukaryota; Metazoa; Chordata; Actinopteri; Scombriformes; Scombridae. Gene Ontology annotation, molecular function: RNA polymerase II cis-regulatory region sequence-specific DNA binding; DNA-binding transcription factor activity, RNA polymerase II-specific; transcription factor binding. The record is from RefSeq and is a predicted model, not a curated record. Gene Ontology annotation, cellular component: transcription regulator complex. Bases 1754 to 4375 code for a protein of 873 amino acids.